AAAGAAAAGAGAGACAGUCCAAGAGCACUCUAGAGUUGUAUGAAUGAAGCAGGGCAAAGAAGCUUCAAUAGGAAACAAGGCAACAGGGCAUGGUAGUCAGAGCAUGAUCAGAGAGGAAUGUGUCACAAUGGAGAGUGUGUAAAGAGGGAAAGGAACAAACCAACCACCUAUAUUUUGACUGGCUAAUAACAUCCAAUCAUGAAAACACGCUUUUCUUGCAGGCUUGUUGGUUGAUAGUUGAGGUUGCAGUAAAAGUCGCUUUCUCCCAUAAACAUCCGCAUCUCUUUCUUUUUGAUAUUUUUCCUUUUUUAUUGCUUUAUUUUGUCGCACCACAUCUCACACCCAUUCCGAUACAUUUCAUAUAUUAUUCCUCACCUGUAUUUUCCAUCUUUUCUUAUCCCAUUCCCCUUCUCGGCCUGAGAUCAAACUCACCAUACGAGGAAAAUACCCAUCUGGGUAUUGCAGAUUUUGAUUUCUCUGGGAAAAUUGGGGAUUGGGGAUUGGGGAUUCGAGGUUUUUGGCUUCUCAAGGAAAAUACGGAAGUGGGUUGUCGAGAUUUGAUUCCUAUCGGAAGUUUUUGAGUCUGUGAUGUCGCAAUUUCAUCUGGGUAUUGCAGAUUUUUGUUUUUGAUGCAAAAUUUAGUAUUCGGUUUUGCUAAUAUAGGUGGUGAAUGAGGCUUUUGUUUUUUCUCUUUUGUUCCGUUUUCCCUGUUUGUUUGGGUUUCUCGAAGUUAACGAUAUCUUUAACUAAUAGAUAGACGGUCACAUCCAGAUUGGAUUUCCCAUAGGUAGUUCCACAGUUGGCUAUCCUUCAUAAGGGUUUUUUGGUGCAAAUCCUUGAAGCAUCCUGUUUAUUUUAGGACAGUGCCAGAAUUUGUUGUGGGUUGUUAAUAGUUUGGUAGAAAAAUAAGGAAUUUUGUGCAGAGAGAACCAUUACUUAUUUCUUUCUUCCAAUUUUCUUUAUAUAAUUUCUUCGAAUCCUUUAAGAAUCAAGGAUUAGAAGUCCUUUAAUACAUGAGAAGAUCUACCUGUGGAUUAUACUGUAAUGCAUUCUUGGUGAAGAUUAAGCGUUGUGAAGCAAGGAAACAAUACAAUUUUUGUUUUAUUUGGGGGUGUAAAUUUGGAGGAUCAUGAGAUUUCUAAGCAUUGUGGGGAAUUCCUUUGGAUGCUCUGCUUCUGGGGAGCGCCUGGUUUCAGCGGCAAGAGAUGGUGACCUUCAAGAAGCCAAGGCUUUAUUGGAAUAUAAUCCACGUCUUGCAAGGUAUUCAACUUUUGGGGUUCGCAAUUCCCCCCUCCAUUACUCUGCAGCUCAGGGCCACCAUGAGAUUGUCUCCCUCUUGCUUGUAUCUGGAGUAGAUAUUAAUCUCAGGAACUAUCGAGGACAGACUGCUUUGAUGCAAGCUUGUCAACAUGGCCACUGGGAGGUUGUUCAGACACUGGUUCUUUUCCGAGCCAAUAUUCACAGAGCAGAUUAUCUAAAUGGUGGUACCGCUCUCCACUUGGCUGCUUUGAAUGGGCAUUCUCGAUGCAUUCGGCUCCUUCUUGCGGAUUACAUUCCUAGCAUUCCUGAUCUUUGGAACAUCCUGAGAAAAAGAUCAAAUAGGGAAGAAUCUAUUUCGGAAUUUGAUGAAGGAGCUCUCUGUCAGGUAAUCAAUAGACCUGCUGAUGGGGGCAUCACUGCUCUUCAUAUGGCUGCACUGAAUGGACAUGUUGAAACUUUGCAAUUACUCUUGGAUUUAGGGGCUUCUCUUUCUGAGGUCACUGUGGAAGAUGGGACGACAAUUGACUUAAUAGGUGCGGGAAGCACUCCUCUUCAUUAUGCUGCAUGUGGUGGAAAUGCACAAUGUUGCCAGAUUUUGAUUGCUAGGGGUGCCUAUUUGGCUGCUGAAAAUGCAAAUGGAUGGACUCCCUUGAUGGUUGCUCGAUCAUGGCAUAGAGGUUGGCUUGAGGAAAUUCUUAGCACGCAGCCAGAAGUCCAGUCACGGACUAUUUCUUCCUCAUAUCUAUCUCUUCCACUUAUGAGCAUUGUAAAAAUUGCCAGAGAAUGUGGAUGGAGGAACAAUGAUUCCCUACCAACAUGCCAGGAUCCAUGUGUUGUUUGUUUGGAAAGAAAGUGCACUGUGGCUGCUCGAGGUUGUGAUCAUGAAUUUUGCACAAAAUGUGCCUUGUACCUCUGUUCCAUGAACAGCAGCUCAACUGUCUCCCAAUGUCCCCUGGGUUCAAUUGCCUGCCCUCUCUGCCGAAAUGGCAUAGUUUCAUUUGUCAAACUUCCAGGCACAAAACCAUUAGUUAAGGAGAUUGCAAGAACAAGUUUGUCCCUCUCGUUUUGCACAUGUUCCGGUGAGGGGCCAGAGCCCACCUCACUAACAACUCCAUUCUGCAAGCCUGAUUUCCAUUGUAGCCGGAUUUCCCCCCUCGGAUCCUCAUUCCGCAGCCUGAGCUGCCAACGGUUCUCUUCAGUGAAACUCAACUCUAGCCUUUGCAUGGGAGCACCAGACACUAGUCCUUCUUUGGUUCCAUGCACGGUUGACCGAAACUUGCGAAACCACUUGGCUAGGUGUUCAAGGUCUGGCUUAAGACGAUCCGCUUCCCACUCUGAGAGCAGAAGGUCAUGGUUUUCUGCCCUCAAUCAGUAUGUAGCUACCGGCAGUGGAUGCUGACCAUUCGGGGAAGUUGUUAUUUUUUUUUUCUCUUUCUCCUCGACAAAAAUGUCUUAUAUUUGUCUUUCUUUUGGUCCAUUGUUUAAGCUUUCAAUCUUCGGUUGUAAAUGAUUAUUGGGUUUGUAAAUACAAAAAUCUCACCCACCCACACUAUACAACAAAUCCAUGGGAUUUCAGCUAAAAUGCCUGAUGCUCUGGAGUUGGAUAACUGGUUCUUUUGAAUGUUAAUUUUCAUAUAAGAUGUUUGCUCAUCACUUCCUCCAAUUUGUAGUGAGAGCAAGUCAGGUUGCAUAGCGUA
Vitis riparia (riverbank grape) is the source of this 2957-nucleotide messenger RNA. Its product is annotated as probable E3 ubiquitin-protein ligase XBOS32. Gene Ontology annotation, molecular function: protein binding. NCBI's taxonomy places the organism in Eukaryota, Viridiplantae, Streptophyta, Magnoliopsida, Vitales, Vitaceae. The record is from RefSeq and is a predicted model, not a curated record. Bases 1130 to 2659 code for a protein of 509 amino acids. The transcript is spliced from 10 exons. Gene Ontology annotation, cellular component: nucleus; cytoplasm.